AUGGACAAGGCCUUACUAGACUACGAGGUGUCUAUAGAUGCAGACUGCAAGACACUCACUGUGGGGAAACCAUUUGCAAUUGAAGGCAAGUAGAUUGACAUGAAAUAAGGUGUUAAUUCUAUAUCCAUAAUGAAGAGGAACGAGACAGGUAUGUCCCCUCUCCUUUUCAUGCUAGCUAUAGAGCCACUGGUCGAAAGGAUAAGACAAGGCUAUACAUUAUAAUACAGAUCUUCGGAGACAGCCAGAUAAACCUGUACACACAUACAUGUGCAACACCAGUUUAAGAUCACAAAAAUGCAUCUGCUUGCUGUGUUUUCUGUCGCUCUAUGUGUCUGUAUCUAUUUGUAAUUUGAAGGCGAGUAGUUUGAGAUGAAAUAACUGCUGUACCCAUACUGUAGAGGAACAACGUGAUCCCUAUCCCCUCUCCUUUUCACACCGCUGUAGUCAUUCCCUCUUCCCAGGUUAUGGCAUCGGCCUGCGCCAGUUCACACCGCUGCAUUCAUUCCCUCUUCCCAGGUUAUGGCAUCGGCCUGCGCCAGUUCACACCGCUGUAGUCAUUCCCUCUUCCCAGGUUAUGGCAUCGGCCUGCGCCAGUUCACACCGCUGUAUUCAUUCCCUCUUCCCAGGUUAUGGCAUCGGCCUGCGCCAGAACUCCCCCCUUACCUCUAACCUCUCUGAGCUGGUGAGCCAGUACAAGUCAGACGGCUUCAUGGACAUGCUGCAUGACAAGUGGUACAAGGUGUUGCCCUGUGGGAAACAGAGCUUUGCAGCCACAGAGGUAAUGCACAUCGUAAUGCACAUUAUACUACUGCAAUCAGUCACAUCGUAAUGCACAUUAUACUACUGCAAUCAGCCACAGAGGUAAUGUACAUCAUACUACUUAAAUCAGUCACAGAGGUAAUGCACAUCAUACUACUGCAAUCAGUCACAGAGGUAAUGUACAUUAUACAACUGCAAUCAGUCACAGAGGUAAUGUACAUUAUACAACUGCAAUCAGUCACAGAGGUAAUGUACAUUAUACAACUGCAAUCAGUCACAGAGGUAAUGCACAUCAUACUACUGCAAUCAGUCACAGAGGUAAUGUACAUUAUACAACUGCAAUCAGUCACAGAGGUAAUGUACAUUAUACAACUGCAAUCAGUCACAGAGGUAAUGUACAUUAUACAACUGCAAUCAGUCACAGAGGUAAUGUACAUCAUACUACUGCAAUGCCAAUACUGAUGUACUACAUCACAAUACUAAAUCAUCUCUAUUCUGUGUUUUUCAAAAAGUCUUAAUGAUGUUCAUUAUAAAUAACAGAAGCUUUUCGCUGCAACAGAAAAUAAAACUGGCCAUUUGUUUUCUUCAAUAAGCUUCCAUAAAUAAGAUGCUAUUCGUAAAAUAUGUGAAAUAGUUCAGUUUGAUUCUUAUGCAAGGGAAAUGUAAAAAAUUUACAAAUGUUAAAACUGUAACAGUACAAACUGUUUAUUAUAGCCUGUGUGUUUGUUUCUGCUUUCUCCAGACCCUCCAGAUGGGCAUUAAGCAUUUCUCAGGCCUGUUUCUGAUGCUGUGUGUUGGGCUGGGUCUGUCUCUCCUCACCACCCUGGCUGAACACAUCAUCUACCACUUCAUCAUCCCCAGAGUCAAGGACCCCAAGUUCAAGUACUGGCUGCAUACUAGUCAGGUAACUCAGUUAACUAUCACUAUGUUAACUGGCUGCAUACUAGUCAGGUAACUCAGUUAACUAUCACUAUGUUAACUGGCUGCAUACUAGUCAGGUAACUAACUAUCACUAUGUUAACUGGCUGCAUACUAGUCAGGUAACUCAGUUAACUAUCACUAUGUUAACUGGCUGCAUACUAGUCAGGUAACUCAGUUAACUAUCACUAUGUUAACUGGCUGCAUACUAGUCAGGUAACUCAGUUAACUAUCACUAUGUUAACUGGCUUCAUACUAGUCAGGUAACUCAGUUAACUAUCACUAUGUUAACUGGCUGCAUACUAGUCAGGUAACUCAGUUAACUAUCACUAUGUUAACUGGCUUCAUACUAGUCAGGUAACUCAGUUAACUAUCACUAUGUUAACUGGCUUCAUACUAGUCAGGUAACUCAGUUAACUAUCACUAUGUUAACUGGCUGCAUACUGUUCAGGUAUGUCUCCUGAGUGGUGCAGUGGUCUAAGGCGCUGCAUCGCAGUGCUAGCUGUGCCACUAGAGAUCCUGGUUAGAAUCCAGGCUCUGUCGUAGCCGGCCGCGACCGGGAGACCCAUGGGGCGGUGCACAAUUGGCCCAGCGUCGUCCAGGGUAGGGGAGGGAAUGGCCGGCAGGGAGGUAGCUCAGUUGGUAGAGCAUGGUGUUUGCAACGCCAGGGUUGUGGGUUCGAUUCCCACGGGGGGCCAGUAUGAAAAUAAAAAAGAAUAAUAUAUGCACUAACUGUAAGUUGCUCUGGAUAAGAGCGUCUGCUAAAUGACGUAAAUGUAACUCACUUAACCAUCACUAUGUUAACUGGCUUCAUACUGGUCAGGUAACUAACUUAACUAUCGCCAUCUUUACUGUUUUAUUGCUACUCAGGUGUGUUAACUAGUACUGGCUGCAUACUAGACAGGUAACUUAUUUAACUAACCAGCUCAGCUGGUAGAGCACGGCGCUUGUAACGCCAAGGUAGUGGGUUCGAUCCCUGGGACCACCCAUACACAAAAAAUGUAUGCAUGCAUGACUGUAAGUCGCUUUGGAUAAAAGCGUCUGCUAAAUGGCAUAUUAUUAUUAUUAUUAUUAUUAUUAUUAUUAUUAUUAUUAUUAUUAGGUAUGUUUACUAGCUUCAUACUGGUCAGGUAACUAACUUAACUAUCAACUAUCUUUAUUGGCGUCAUACUGGUCAGUUAACUUCUGCCCAAAACCUAUAUGCUAAUAACCUAUUAUGUUGUCAGACAUUCAGUAAGUGUACCUUGUGCAGUAGGUAUCUGUCUUGUUCCCUCUGAUUUAUUUAGGCACUGAGCAAAUCUCAGGUCUGCUGAGCGCAAACUUGAACAUUGUGAAAAUUCUGUUCAACUUCCGGUGCGCGUUUACUGUGAACACUGAGGCUGUACCCACUUUAAGUUACAGUUUUAACAGUGGCCAAGUAGGCUACUGUGGCUAUUUGAUCAUAAUGUAGGCCUACCAGAGUGGCCUACCAUCAAAAACAAUGGAGAAAAUGCAUCCCAUAACAUUUUAACAUGGAAAUAGCUGUUCUGUCAUUCAGCCUACAGUAGCAGCCAAUGUGUGGUGUUUAAUGUCGACCUACAUUCCAUGAGACUUAAAAAAAAAACAUGCAGGGCUUGCCAUUAACCUGUUCAUCCACUUGUCCUUCAGAAAAGGAGGUGACUGAAAAUGUUGUUUGAUGCAAGAAACCACUUUACAAAAUAAAAUGCAAUAUUAUUCCCAUACCAUUAUUACAGAGAAUCAGACAAAUUAUGCUACCCUCUGCCUAUUGGCUACUUAGCUUAUUCAAGACUGUCUCAAAAUACAACACUGCCCCUUUAAGACAAAAAAAUAAGCUCUUUACCUGACUCACUUUUGUGCUCAUGUAGGAAGCAAUCACUCCCCUAUUGCUGACUACAAAUGAUCUAUAACUGGGCUAAUAACUCACUAACUACCAAAGGAUAUGAACACAAUGAUCUAUAACUGGGCUAAUAACUCACUGACUAGCAAAGGAUAUGAACACAAUGAUCUAUAACUGGGCUAAUAACUCACUAACUACCAAAGGAUAUGAACACAAUGAUCUAUAACUGGGCUAAUAACUCACUAACUACCAAAGGAUAUGAACACAAUGAUCUAUAACUGGGCUAAUAACUCACUAACUAGCAAAGGAUAUGAACACAAUGAUCUAUAACUGGGCUAAUAACUCACUAACUAGCAAAGGAUACAUGCAGCUCUCGCUUUGAUCUCAAAAUAAGCGGAUCUACUCCCGACCGCUCAUGCUGUAAACACAGUCCAGUUCAAAGUGAAUGGAACAGAUCCAUACAGUAUAUGGCAAUGGUCUAUUUGCAUAUUGGCCUAAUGCAGCACUGAUUGGAUAUGGUGCACCGGUCUGUGUAGGGUAGGGUCUGAGUCCUGCCUGUCAAUGCAAUAGAAUUCUACUCCUAUGCGUUCUGCCUAGAACAAAAUCUCUUGCAUAGUUCGUUUUGUUUUGGUAUGUUGCAUUGAAAGAGGCUAAUAUUGCGUUGAUUCGAUCACAGUUGCCACAGUAAAGGGACAUGUUGGUAGUAUUAACAGGGACAACUCUAGAAAGUUGAGUGAUGUUCAAUCUCGUGCUUCUCUCUGUGGGUUUAUAUUUCUUCUGUGCGGCUCAGUGCCAUUCAGAAAUGACUGAAACUAUUCUGAGAAUAUCAUACCCUGGUAUCUGUGUAGUUUCUGUUUGACAUCUUACGUCUGCUCUGUCUGCUCUGUCCCACAGAGGUUACAUCGAGCAAUGAACUCAUCUUUCAAUGAAGAUAAACUGCAGACCGUAGCAAAGCCACAAGAAAGGUAACAAAUCAUUGACGUGCCAUUGAAAGACCGUUGACUGGUAAUUUAAAGUAAUUUGCUUUAAUCGCAAGGUGGCAAAUGUACUGUCCCAGUCAAAAGUUUGGACACACCUACUCAUUCAAGGGUUUUUCUUUAUUUUUACUAUUUUCUACAUUGUAGAAUAAUAGUGAAGACAUACAAAACUAUGAAAUAACACAUAUGGAAUCAUGUAGUAAACAAAAAAGUGUUAAACAAACCAAAAUAUAUUUUAUAUUUGAGAUUCUACAAAUAGCCACCCUUUGCCUUGAUAACAGCUUUGCACACUCUUGGCAUUCUCUCAACCAGCUUCACCUGGAAUUAUUUUCCAACAGUCUUGAAGUAGUUCCCACAUAUGCUGAGCACUUGUUGGCUGCUUUUCCUUCACUCUGCCGUCCGAGUCAUCCCAAACCAUCUCAUUUGGGUUGAGGUUGGGGGAUUGUGGAGGCCAGGUCAUCUGAUGCAGCACUCCAUCACUCUCCUUCUUCGUCAAAUAGCCCUUACACAGCCUGGAGGUGUGUUGGGUCAUUGUCCUGUUGAAAAACAAAUGAUAGUCCCACUAAGCACAAACCAGAUGGGAUGGCGUAUCACUGCAGAAUGAUGUGAUAGCUAUGCUGGUUAAGUGUGCCUUGAAUUCUAAAUAAAUCACAGACCAGCAAAGCACCCCUACACCAUUACACCUCCUCCUCCAUGCUUUAUGGUGGGAACUACACAUGUGGAAAUCAUCCGUUCACCCACAACGCGUCUCACAAAGACACGCCGGUUGGAACCAAAAAUCUCCAAUUUGGACACAUUUCCACCGGUCUAAUGUCCAUUGCUCAUGUUUCUUGGCUCAAGCAUGUCUCUUCUUCUUAUUGGUUUCCUUUAGUAGUGGUUUCUUUGCAGCAAUUCAACCAUGAAGGCCUGAUUCACACAGUCUCCUCUGAACAGUUGAUGUUGAGAUGUGUCUGUGACUUGAACUCUGUGAAGCAUUUAUUUGGGCUGCAAUUUGUGAGGCUGGUAACUCUAAUGAACUUCUCCUCUGCAGCAGAGGUAACUCUGGGUCUUCCAUUCCUGUGGCGGUCCUCAUGAGAGCCAGUUUCAUCAUAGUGCUUGAUGGUUUUUGUGACUGCACUUGAAGAAACUUUCAAAGUUCUUAUCAUUUUCCGUAUUGACUGACCUUCAUGUCUUAAAGUAAUGAUGGACUGUCGUUUCUCUUUGCUUAUUUGAGCUGUUCUUGCCAUAAUAUGGACUUGGUCUUUUACCAAUUGGGGCUAUCUUCUGUAUACCAACCCUACCUUGUCACAACACAACUGAUUGGCUCAAACGCAUUAAGAAGGAAAUAAAUUCCACACAUUCACUUUUAAAAGGCACAUCCGUUAAUUGAAAUGCAUUCCAGGUGAAUGCCUCAUGAAGCUGGUUGAGAGAAUGCCAAGAGUGUGCAAAGCUGUCAUCAAGGCAAAGGGUGGCUAUUUGAAGAAUCUCAAAUAUAAAAUAUAUUUUGAUUUGUUUAACACUUUUUGGGUUACUACAUGAUUCCAUAUGUGUUAUUUCAUAGUUUUGAUGUCUUCAAUAUUAUUCACAAUGUAAAAAAUAAAGAAAAACCCUUGAAUGAGUAGGUGUGUCCAAACUUUUGACUGGUAGUGUAAUUGUCAGUGAUGAUAGCAAAGACACCAGGUAUAAUCCAUUUUAAUUUGUAUUUAUUUUUUAUUUCACCUUUAUUUAACCAGGUAAGCCAGUUGAGAACAAGUUCUCAUUUACAACUGCGACCUGGCCAAGAUAAAGCAAAGCAGUGCGAUAAAAACAACACAGAGUUACAUAUGGGGUAAAACAAAACAUAAAGUCAAAAAUACAACAGAAAAUAUAUAUACAGUGUGUGCAAAUGUAGCAAGUUAUGGAGGUAAGGCAAUAAAUAGGCCAUAGUGCAAAAUACUUAAAAUGUCGUAUUAACACUGGAAUGAUAGAUGUGCAGAAGACUAUGUGCAAAUAGAGAUACUGGGGUGCAAAUUAGCAAAAUAAAUAACAAUAUGGGGAUGAGGUAGUUGGGUGGGCUAAUUUCAGAAUGGCUGUGUACAGGUGUAGUGAUCGGUAAGGUGCUCUGACAACUGACGCUUAAAGUUAGUGAGGGAGAUAAGAGUCUCCAGCUUCAGAGAUUUUUGCAAUUCGUUCCAGUCAUUGGCAGCAGAGAACUGGAAGGAAUGGCGGCAAAGGAGGUGUUGGCUUUGGGGUUGACCAGUGAGAUAUACCUGCAGGAGCGCAGACUACGGGUGGGUGCUGCUAUGGUGACCAAUGAGCUAUGAUAAGGCGGGGAUUUGCCUAGCAGUGAUUUAUAGAUGGCCUGGAGCCAGUGGGUUUGGCGACGAAUAUGUAGUGAGGACCAGCCAACAAGAGCGUACAGGUCACAGUGGUGUGUAGUAUAUGGGGCUUUGGUGACAAAACGGAUGGUACUGUGAUAGACUACAUCCAAUUUGCUGAGUAGAGUGUUGGAGGCUAUUUUGUAAAUGACAUCGCCGAAGUCAAGGAUCGGUAGGAUAGUCAGUUUUACAAGGGCAUGUUUGGCAGCAUGAGUGAAGGAGGCUUUGUUGCGAAAUAGGAAGCCGAUUCUAGAUUUAACUUUGGAUUGGAGAUUCUUAAUGUGAGUCUGGAAGGAGAGUUUACAGUCUAACCAGACACCUAGGUAUUUGUAGUUGUCCACAUACUCUAGGUCAGACCCGCCGAGAGUAGUGAUUCUAGUCCGGUGGGCGGGUGCAAGCAGCGUUCGGUUGAAGAGCAUGCAUUUAGUUUUACUAGUGUUUAAGAGCAGUUGGAGGCUAUGGAAGGAGUGUUGUAUGGCGUUGAAGCUCGUUUGGAGGUUUGUUAACACAGUGUCCAAUGAAGGGCCAGAUGAUUACAAAAUGGUGUCGUCCGCAUAGAGGUGGAUCCUAGCGUCACCAGCAGCAAGAGCGACAUCAUUGAUUUACACAGAGAAUAGAUUCGGCCCGAGAAUUGAACCCUGUGGCACCCCCAUAGAGACGGCCAGAGGUCCAGACAACAGGCCCUCCGAUUUGACACAUUGAACUCUAUCUGAGAAGUAGUUGGUGAACCAGGCGAGGCAGUCAUUUGAGAAACCAAGGCUAUUUAGUCUGCCAAUAAGAAUGCGGUGGUUGACAGAGUCGAAAGCCUUGGCCAGGUCGAUGAAGACGGCUGCACAGUACUGUCUAUUAUCGAUCGCGGUUAUAAUAUCGUUUAGGACCUUGAGCGUGGCUGAAGUGCACCCAUGACCAGCUCGGAAACCGGAUUGCAUAGCGGAGAAGGUACGGUGGGAUUCGAAAUGGUCGGUGAUCUGUUUGUUAACUUGGCUUUCAAAUACUUUCGAAAGGCAGGGCAGGAUGUAUAUAGGUCUGUAACAGUUUGGAUCUAGAGUGUCACCCCCUUUGAAGAGGGGGAUGACCGCGGCAGCUUUCCAAUCUCUGGGGAUCUCAGACGUUACGAAAGAGAGGUUGAACAGGCUAGUAAUAGGGGCUGCGACAAUUUCGGCGGCUAGUUUUAGAAAGAAAGGGUCCAUAUUGUCUAGCCCAGCUGAUUUGUAGGGGUCCAGAUUUUGCAGCUCUUUCAGAACAUCAGCUAUCUGAAUUUGUGUGAAGGAGAAGCGGGGGGGGCAUGGGCAAGUUGCAGCGGAGGGUGCAGAGUUGGUAGCCGGGGUAUUGGUAGCCAGGUGGAAAGCAUGGCCAGCUGUAGCAAAAUGCUUGUUGAAAUUCUCGAUUAUUGUAGAUUUAUCGGUGGUGAUAGUGUUUCCUAGCCUCAGUGCAGUUGGCAGCUGGGAGGAGGUGCUCUUACUCUCCAUGGACUUUACAGUGUCCCAAAACUUUUUGGAGUUGGUGCUACAGGAUGCAAAUUUCUGUUUGAAAAAGCUAGCCUUUGCUUUCCUAACUGAAUGUGUAUAUUGGUUCCUGACUUCCCUGAAAAGUUGCAUUUCGCAGGGGCUGUUCGAUGCUAAUGCAGUACGCCACAGGGUGUUUUUGUGCUGGUCAAGGGCAGUCAAGUCUGAGGAGAACCUGGGGCUAUAUCUGUUCUUAGUUCUGCAUUUUUUGAAUGGGGCAUGCUUAUUUAAGAUUGAGAGGAAAGCACUUUUAAAGAACAACCAGGCAUCCUCUACUGACGGAAUGAGGUCAAUUUCCAUCCAGGAUACCUGGGCUAGGUCAAUUAGAAAGGCCUGCUCGCUAAACUGUUUUAGGGAGCGUUUGACAGUGAUGAGGGGUGGUCGUUUGACCACGGACCCAUUACGGAUGCAGGCAAUAAGGCAGUGAUCGCUGAGAUCCUGGUUGAAGACAGCGGAGGUAUAUUUAGAGGGUACAUUUGUCAGGAUGAUAUCUAUGAGGGUGCCCAUGUUUACAGAUUUAGGGUUGUACCUGGUAGGUUCGUUGAUAAUUUGUGUGAAAUUGAGGGCAUCUAGUUUAGAUUGUAGGUUGGCCGGGGUGUUAAGCAUAUCCCAAUUUAGGUCACCAAGCAGUACAAAUUCUGAAGAUAGUUGGGGGGCAAUCUGUUCACAUAUGGUGUCCAGGGCACAUCUCGGGCUGAGGGGGGGUCUGUAGCAAGCGGCAACAGUGAGCGACUUAUUUCUGGAAAGGUGGAUUUUUUAUAAAUAGAAGCUCAAACUCUUUGGGCACAGACCUGGAUAGUACGAUAGAGCUCUGCAGGCUAUCUCUACAGUAGAUUGCAACCCCACCCCCUUUGGCAGUUCUAUCGAGACGGAAAAUGUUGUAGUUGGGGAUGGACAUUUCUGAAUUUUUGGUGGCCUUCCUAAGCCAGGAUUCAGACACUGCUAGAUCAGGGUUGGCGGAGUAUGCUAACGCAGUGAAUAACUCAAACUUAGGGAGGAGGCUUCGGAUGUUAACGUGCAAGAAACGAAUGCUUUUACGGUUAAAGAAGUCAACAAAUGAUAACGCCUGGGUAGUAGGAGUGAUACUGGGGGCUACAGGGCCUUGGUUAGCCUCUACAUCACCAGAGGAACAGAGGAGGACUAGAAUAAGGAUACGGUUAAAGGCUUUAUGAACUGGUCUUCUAGUGCGUUGGGUACAGAGAAAAAAAGGGUCAGAUUUCCGGGCGUUGUAGAAUAGAUUCAGGGCAUUAUGUACAGACAAGGAUAUGGAAGGAUAUGAGUACAGUGGAGGUAAACCUAAGCGUUGGGUAACGAUGAAAGAGAUAGCAUCACUGGAGGCACCGAUUGAGUCGGUCUCCGCAUGUAUGGGGGGUGGGACAAAGGAGCUGUCUAAGGCAGGUUUAGCUGGGCUGGAGGAUCUACAGUGAAAUAGUACAAUAAGAAAUAACCGAAACAGCAAUAAGCAAGGCAUAUUGACAUGGGAGAGAGGCAUAAAGCAAUCACAGGUGUUAUUCGAGAGAGCUAAGACAACAGCUGGUAAUAGUGACAAAGUUUGGGCUGAGGCUAAACAUAAACAGGAUGCGGUACCGUAUAAAGGAACAGUCCAGCAGGCAUCAGCUGUAUAGCUGAAUUAUCAUAAGGUCCGGUGAACAGCAAUAGGAGAGUUCGGAGGUAGUUCGGGGGCUGCUACAGCACUGGUGAGCAAGAGGCCAUGGCUUGCGUGUGCUAGCGGGUCGGGGCUAGCAGAUGGAUCUUCGUGGUCGACGUCGUAACGGGAAGCCUGUUGAAACCACAUGAGACGAUUUCAUCGGCAGACCAGUCAUGUUGGAUCGGCGGGGCUCCGUGUCAACACUAGGAGGUCCCGUCCGGUUGACAGAGAGGUAGAUUGGCCUGGCUCAAGGCUAGCUCAAGGCUAACUGGUGCUUGAUAAGGGGCAAUGGUAAUUAGCCAACGACAACAGCCAUUUGGUUGAAACUAGCUGGUUGUGAUGAUCCGGCGCUAGGGUCCAAUGAUUCCGGCAGAAAAUCCGAUAUGCUCUGGGUCGAUAGCACGCUGUGCAGACUGGCCGACAAAUUGUCCAGGCUAGAGCUGGCUGGUGGGUAGUGCAGGCCACGGACAAUGGUUUAGACCACUAACGGUGGCUAAUAGCAAGUAGCUAGCUAGCUGGCUACAACAGCCAUUCGGUUGCAGCUAACUAGUUGCGAUGAUCCAGCGCUAGGGUCCAGUGAUUCCGGCAGAAAAUCCGAUAUGCUCUGGGUCGAUAGCACGCUGUGCAGACUGGCCGACAAAUUGUCCAGGCUAGAGCUAGUGCUGGCUGGUGGGUAGUGCAGGCCACGGACAAUAAAAGUUAUAAAGAAAUAAUAGAAUCCUUUCCACGUUGGGUGAGGCGGGUUGCAGGAAAGUAUAUUUAGUUAAAGAAUGAAAAGUACAAUUGAGAAAUAUAUACAAAAUAGACAAAGAAACAAAAAAAACUGGCUAUUUACACAAGGACACUACAGAAAACACGACCGCACUGCUACGCCAUCUUGGAUCUGGGACGCAGACUUUGAAAACCUAUUUGAUGAAUCACCCUACUAACUGGCCGUGAAAAAGAUCCUAUUCUGUCAUAUACCAAGUCCAGUAAUAGAUAGUGAAUCUCAUUUAAAAAUUACUUUUAAUAUGGAUAGAUUCCUCACUAAGUAUUGAGUCAGUCUUACAUAUCACUGUAGAAUAAUGACCUGAUAGACGCCUCACUUCAUGUUGCACUAUUAGGUUAAUUCAUAGUCUUAGAAGGAUCUCUGUCACGGGAGGUUAUUUGGGGAGGACGGGCUCAUGUUAAUGGCUGGAGAAUAAUUAGUGGAAUGUAAUCAAAUACAUCCAGCAUGGUUUCCAUGUGUUUGAUGCCAUUCCCUUGACUCCAUUCCAGCCAUAAUUAUGAGCCGUCCUCCCCUCAGCAGCCUCCGCUGAUCUCUGUACAUUGUAGUUUAGGUUCCCUGUUGCUUUUUUUUUUAACAGCCACCGCAAAAUUGACUGUGGAAAAGAACAACAGGGUGACUAGUGGUGUAUAAAGAAUCCUGGAAAUAAACAAGAUCUCAACGCCCCAAUAAAAUCUGUGUUUUUGUUCGACCCCAAGGUGCAACAUGGGUAACAACCAACAACAACAGCAGCCAUGUAACAGCUCAGAGUCCAACUGCAACAGGAGGAAGAUCCCACCUCAGGAGUCCCAGCUAAACAUUCUGGAGUACCCCCCCUGUUCCGCUCCUCCUCCUCCUCCUCUUCCUCCUCCUCCUCCUCCUCCUCAGGAGUCCCAGCUAAACGUUCUGGAGUACCCCCCCUGUGACUGCUCCCCUCCUCCUCCUCUUCCUCCUCCUCCUCCUCCUCCUCCUCCUCAGGAGUCCCAGCUAAACGUUCUGGAGAACCCCCCCCGUGACUGCUCCCCUCCUCCUCCUCCUCCUCCUCCUCCUCCUCCUCCUCCUCCUCCUCCUCCUCCUCAGGAGUCCCAGCUAAACGUUCUGGAGAACCCCCCCCGUGACUGCUCCGCUCCUCCUCUUCCUCCUCCUCCUCCUCCUCAGGUAGCAUUUCCACCACAAGCACAGAAUUCUAAGGAACACAUUUUUAAAACCCCUGUAAGAGCUAUUGAUGAGGAUUCAUCAGCAGACUAUAAGAUAAACAUAGUUAAUCACAACAUGACGUACACGGAGCCAGGGUUAAACAUGGGUACAUCUCUGUUGCUAGGCAAUACCUUAAUGGGUUCCUCUCGAUGGUGUAGUCACUGUGGGGGAAAUAGGACCGUUUUAUUCAGGCAAUACCUUAAUGGGUUCCUCUCGCUGGUGUAGUCACUGUGGGGGAAAUAGGACCGUUUUAUUCAGGCAAUACCUUAAUGGGUUCCUCUCGCUGGUGUAGUCACUGUGGGGGAAAUAGGACCGUUUUGUUCUCUUUUCAUCUGACCUGUCUUCGGGUCGAAUUCCUCGCUCCUCCCUAAUCCACGGCUGUCCUGCCUUGUCAGUGACUUAAACCAGACUGUUGCCCGUUGCAUCUCUCCUUAGGCAUAGUCCUGGAACGGAGCCAGGGUUGAACAGAGUUCAGACUAAACAUGGUUAAUCACAGCAUGAGGGGCGUUGGGACUGAGUGGUACAGAGGGAGGAGGCUUGUAUAUGUUUGAGAGAUUGAUUAUGGACCUGCCAUGUUUUAAGCCAUUUAAGUACCGAUUGAGGGGUUUGGGGAUCAAUUAAGGGGUCAGAAUGAAGUCAGGGAAUGCCUCUGUUAUUUUUGCAUGACAGGGCUUGGUCCCACCACUAUUGUUUCCAGACACGGAACUAGAAGGGAGGGAAGUCAGAUACCGCCAUUAAGGAAGUGGGCGGAGCGGUCAGCAGGUGAAAACUGGAGACAGUGGUGGAGGAACCAAAGAGGGAGGGAUUAAGCUGAAAUAUAUGUAAAGUGACUAUAUAAACUAAGAGCUGAGAGGUGGACAGUUACAGUGGCGAGAACAAGUAUUUGAUACACUGCCGAUUUUGCAGGUUUUCCUACUUACAAAGCAUGUAGAGGUCUGUAAUUUUUAUCAUAGGUACACUUCAACUGUGAGAGACGGAAUCUAAAACAAAAAUCCAGAAAAUCACAUUGUAUGAUUUUUAAGUAAUUAAUUAGCAUUUUAUUGCAUGACAUAAGUAUUUGAUCACCUACCAACCAGUACGAAUUCCGGCUCUCACAGACCUGUUAGUUUUUCUUUAAGAAGCCCUCCUGUUCUCCACUCAUUACCUGUAUUAACUGCACCUGUUUGAACUCGUUACCUAUAUAAAAGACACCUGUCCACACACUCAAUCAAACAGACUCCAACCUCUCCACAACGGCCAAGUCCAGAGAGCUGUGUAAGGACAUCAGGGAUAAAAUUGUAGACCUGCACAAGGCUGGGAUGGGCUACAGGACAAUAGGCAAGCUGCUUGGUGAGAAGACAAUAACUGUUGGCGCAAUUAUUAGAAAAUGGAAGAAGUUCAAGAUGACGGUCAAUCACCCUUGGUCUGGGGCUCCAUGCAAGAUCUCACCUCGUGGGGCAUCAAUGAUCAUGAGGAAGGUGAGGGAUCAGCCCAGAACUACACGGCAGGACCUGGUCAAUGACCUGAAGAGAGCUGGGACCACAGUCUCAAAGAAAACCAUUAGUAACACACUACGCCGUCAUGGAUUAAAAUCCUGCAGCGCACGCAAGGUCCCCCUGCUCAAGCCAGCGCAUGUCCCGUCCCGUCUGAAGUUUGCCAAUGACCAUGUGGAUGAUCCAGAGGAGGAAUGGGAGAAGGUCAUGUGGUCUGAAGAGACAAAAAUAGAGCUUUUUGGUCUAAACUCCACUCGCCGCGUUUGGAGGAAGAAGAAGGAUGAGUACAACCCCAAGAACACCAUCCCAACCGUGAAGUAUGGAGGUGGAAACAUCUUUCUUUGGGGAUGCUUUUCUGCAAAGGGGACAGGACGACCGCACCGUAUUGAGGGGAAGAUGGAUGGGGCCAUGUAUCGCGAGAUCUUGGCCAACAACCUCCUUCCCUUAGUAAGAGCAUUGAAGAUGGGUCGUGGCUGGGUCUUCCAGCAUUACAACGGCCCGAAAACACACAGCCAGGGCAACUAAGGAGUGGCUCCGUAAGAAGCAUCUCAAGGUCCUGGAGUGGCCUAGCCAGUCUCCAGACCUGAACCCAAUAGAACAUCUUUGGAGGGAGCUGAAAGUCCGUAUUGCCCAGCGACAGCCCCGAAACCUGAAGGAUCUGGAGAAGUUCUGUAUGGAGGAGUGGGCCAAAAUCCCUGCUGCAGUGUGUGCAAACCUGGUCAAGACCUACAGGAAACGUAUGAUCUCUGUAAUUGCAAACAAAGGUUUCUGUACCAAAUAUAAAGUUCUGCUUUUCUGUUGUAUCAAAUACUUAUGUCAUGCAAUAAAAUGCAAAUUAAUUACUUAAAAAUCAUACAAUUUGAUUUUCUGGAUUUUUGUUUUAGAUUCCGUCUCUCACAGUUGAAGUGUACCUAUGAUAAAAAUUACAGACCUCUACAUGCUUUGUAAGUAGGAAAACCUGCAAAAUCGGCAGUGUAUCAAAUACAUGUUCUCCCCACUGUAGAUGCUCUGCAGACUAUUCUAUUGCUUGUGUAAUAAAGUCUAUCUUUAAUUCUACAAAAACUCUGAAAUACUUUGUGUUUGACUGAGGACAAAGACAAUUUUCCACAACACUAUUUCCUGUAUUCUAUUUCCUGUAUUCUAGAGCCUGAAUUAUUUCAAAUAAAGGUAGCCAUUCUAGCCAAUACCAGCGGUUACGAUUUAGUCAUAAUCGAUUGAUCAAAUAAGGGGGUCAUUUCUCUCAUUUGCCUUCAGAAAGCAUUCAACCCCCUUGAUUUUCUCCACAUUUUGUUGUGUUACAGCCUGAAUUUAAAAUGGAUUAAAUUGAGAUUGUGUGUCUCUAGUCUACAAACAACAUCCCAAAAUGUCAAAGUGGAAUUUAGUAUUCAACCCCUUUGUUAUGGCCUAAAUAAGUUCAGGAGUAAACAUUUGCUUAACAAGUCACAUAAUAAGUUGCAUGGACUAAUUCUGUGUGCAAUAAUAGUGUUUAACAUGAUUUUUGAAUGACUACCUCAUCUCUGUUCUCCACACAUACAAUUAUCUGUAAGGUCCCUCGUCAAGUAUUGAAUUUCAAGCACAGAUUCAACCACAAAGUCCAGGGAGGUUUUCUGAUGCCUUGCAAAGAAAGGCACCCAUUGGUAGAUGGGUAAAAAAAAGCAGACAAAUGUAUAUCCCUUUGAGCAUGGUGAAGCUAUUAAUUACCCUUUGAAUGGUGUAUCACUACACCCAGUCACUACAAAGAUACAUGCGUCCUUCUUAACUCAGUUGCCGGAGAGGAAGGAAACUGAAGCCAAUAGUAAUUUUAAAACAGUUACAGAGUUGAAUGGCUGUGAUAGGACAUAACUGAGGAUGUCCUAUCACAAUACUAACCUAUUACUCCACAAUACUAACCUAAAUGACAGAGUGAAAAGAAGGAAGCCUGUACAUAAUACAAAUAUUCCAAAACAUGGGAGGAAAACCUCAUUCACCUUUGAGCAGGACAAUAACCUAAAACACAAGGCUACACUGCUUACCAAGAUGACAUUGGAUGUUCCUGAGUGGCCUAGUUACAGUUUUGACUUAAACUGGUUUGAAUCUAUGGCAAGACUGUAAAAUGGCUGUCUUGCAAUGAUCAACAACCAACUUGUUGUGGUCCUCUGUAGCUCAGCUGGUAGAGCACGGCGCUUGUAACGCCAAGGUAGUGGGUUCGAUCCCCGGGACCACCCAUACACAAAAAUGUAUGCACGCACGACUGUAAGUCGCUUUGGAUAAAAGCGUCUGCUAAAUGGCAUAUUAUUAUUAUUAUUAUGACAGAGCUUGAUUUUUUUCUCUUUAAAGAUUGAUGGAACAUUCCAGAACAAUCCAGGUGUGCAAAGCUCUUAGAGACACAGACACGCUAUAUUUCUGCCAAAUGUGUUUCUAACAUGUAUUGACUCAGGUGGUCUAAUCAAGAUAAAUUAUUGUUUUAUUAUUCAUAAAUGUUUGAAUUUUUCUUCCACUUUCAUAUUACAUUGUAUUUUGUGUAGAUCGUUGACAAAAAAAAAAGUACAAUGAAAUUAAUUUUAAUCCCACUUUGUAACGUAACGAAAUGUGGAAAAAGUCAAGGGGGUUGAAUCCUUUCCGAAGGCACUGUAAUUGAUAUUUUGAUUGGGGGGAGGUGUCCAAAUGUAUCUUAUUUUGUCCUCUUCCUCCACAGGUGAAGAGCCUGGUCCCCCGGCAGGCCACCUCUAACAGGAGGACAGACCGGGUCCAGGUGGGUCUACAGGCCAGGACCAUCCCCAUGCUGCAGGAGCUGUCAGAGCUGGAGACACACAUCCCCGUCAUCAAACAGCAGCUACACAUCGCCAUGAAGAAGAAGAGGGAGCUGGAGCAGUACCAGCAGACAUACAAGAUGACAGAGUAA
Coregonus sp. 'balchen' is the source of this 16275-nucleotide messenger RNA. The record is from the annotation of a GenBank genome assembly. Lineage: Eukaryota; Metazoa; Chordata; Actinopteri; Salmoniformes; Salmonidae.